This is a messenger RNA of Anopheles coluzzii, 823 nucleotides long. Its product is annotated as ATP-dependent DNA helicase PIF1-like. The transcript has a single exon. The record is from RefSeq and is a predicted model, not a curated record. NCBI's taxonomy places the organism in Eukaryota, Metazoa, Arthropoda, Insecta, Diptera, Culicidae. The coding region runs from base 240 to 773 and encodes 177 amino acids.
AUAUUUUAAAAAUUCAUGUUCAGUCAGAAACUUAUUGCACCUUCGUUUUAAUUCCUAACACUUACUGUUGAUGCUGUUAACUGAUACGCAAUAAUCCAAUAUUGUGAGCGAUAAUUAUUAAGUUUUUUUCGCUGUCUUGACGAUUUUAGUGUAGGACUACCCUGUAUAGUAAGAACAAUUGUAUUAAAUGAAGAAAAACUGCAAUAGCACGAGGAAUUAAUUUUCAUCCCGGCGUUUGUAUGGCCGUUGCCUACUGUGCAUUGGUCCCAGUGAUUUUAUUGCGAAACCUAAACUUGGACAUGGGGUUGUGCAACGGCACGCGACUGCAGAUAGUACACACGAAAGCGAACUACAUUCACGCCAAAAUACUGACGGGCAAACGGCGCGGCGAUGACGUAUUGCUUCCUCGCAUAUAUUGCGACAGCAAUGAUAAAGGACAUGCAUUCCAAUUCCGCCGUAAACAGUUCCCUAUUCAGGUGUGCUUCUCAAUGACCAUCAACAAGGCACAAGGACAAUCUCUACAUCAUUUGGGUCUAUACCUGCCGAAACCCGUUUUCGCACACGGUCAACUCUACGUUGCACUAUCCCGUGUGACAUCACGAUCCAAAAUUGCCAUUCUGAUACCGAAUCCAGAACGAGAAGAUGAUGAAGGUGUCGCGACCAAAAACAUUGUUUACGGGGAAGUAGUUGGCGAUCAACCAAGUAAGUACCGGUAUCUUCAAAUCAACCCUUUCUGUCGUAAUAUUUAUUUCAACUGUUGUCAAACCAACUAACACUGCAAUGCAUUAUAUUAUAUUAUAUUAUAUUAUAUUAUACAUUUCGC